Messenger RNA from Cygnus olor (mute swan), 7114 nucleotides. It is a transcript of the gene MAML2, whose product is annotated as mastermind like transcriptional coactivator 2. Gene Ontology annotation, biological process: positive regulation of transcription of Notch receptor target; Notch signaling pathway. The record is from RefSeq and is a predicted model, not a curated record. The coding region runs from base 154 to 3405 and encodes 1083 amino acids. Gene Ontology annotation, molecular function: transcription coactivator activity. The transcript is spliced from 5 exons. Lineage: Eukaryota; Metazoa; Chordata; Aves; Anseriformes; Anatidae. Gene Ontology annotation, cellular component: nucleoplasm; nuclear speck.
CUCUUUUUUCCCCCCAAAACACCCCCUGUCGGGGGGGACGGGGAGGGGGGGUUCUCGGUGCCGUUGGCGGUGUGGGGUCGCGGGGCCUCCCCCCCCGCCUUCUCCCCUCCAUGUGGCACUGAGGCGGCCGGCCACCAGCGGCGGGGGGUGGCGAUGGGCGACACGGCUCCCCCCCAGGCCGCGGGGCUGGGGGCCGGGCUGCUGGGGGGCGGCGGGGGCGGCCCGGCGGCCCCCCGGGUCCACAGCGCCAUCGUGGAGCGGCUGCGGGCCCGCAUCGCCGUGUGCCGCCAGCACCACCUCAGCUGCGAGGGGCGCUACGAGCGGGGCCGCGCCGAGAGCUCCGACCGCGAGCGGGAGAGCACCUUGCAGCUCCUCCACCUCGUGCAGCAGGGGCAGGGGGCCCGCAAGGCCGCCAAGCACCCCAAGGCGGCCGCAGGAGGAGGAGGAGGAGGAGGAGGAGGAGGAGGAGGAGGAGGAGGAGGAGGAGGAGGAGGAGGAGGAGGAGGAGGAGGAGGAGGAGGAGGAGGAGGAGGAGGAGCGGCCACCCCGUCCUCCGCCGCCGCCGCGCCCCCCGACUACCACCAGCACCUCCUCAGCAACGGCGGCGCCAACGGGGAGCAGGCGGCGGGGGAGCAGCGAGCCUCGGCCCUGCUGGCGCUCCAAGGCUCCUUGAAGAGAAAGUUGGUGGUAAAUCUGUCACCCGUCAACAACAAGAGGCCAAAUGGUGUUUCGGACAACUCUUUCCUUGACAUUAAGAGGUUAAGAGUGGGUGAUAAUAUCCCAAUGGGACAAGGUGGACAUCAUGCUAACAAUUGCCAAAGCCAGUCAAUGUCUGGAACCAUGCCUGUGGGGCAAGGAACACAAAGAAAGACCGGUAACCUAGCAAACAAUGCACAUGCUAGUGGGAAUGGCAUGUUUAAUAUGACUUUGAAAGAGGUAAAGAAAGAACCGGGAGAAACAAUGUCCUGCAGCAAACACUUAGAUGGCCAGAUGUCCCAUGAGAACAUGUUCCCUAACAGAUAUGGGGAAGACUCAGGAGAACAAAUGAUGGAUCCAGAGCUUCAGGAACUAUUUAAUGAACUGACUAACAUAUCAGUGCCACCAAUGAGUGAUCUUGAGCUAGAGAAUAUGAUAAAUGCCACAAUAAAGCAAGAUGAACCGUUCAACAUUGACCUUGGGCAGCAAAGCCAGAGGGGCCCUGUGAGAUCUCUGCAGAUGGAUAAGAUGGUAAUUAAGAGCGAAUACGCACCAGGCAUGAACCAGGCUUCUGUGGGUUCCCCACAGAUGAGGCCUUCUUCUACAGGUCCAGCCUUCACUAUGGCCACUGCUGCCAUGUCCACCUCCUCACCCAUCCCUUCGGUGCCUCAGAAUCAAACACAGGUGUCGCAGGUCUCUACUGCGUCCAGUCGACCAUUGCCUAACUGGCAGGAGGUUUCUCACGCACAGCAACUCAAGCAGAUCGCAGCCAACCGUCAGCAGCAUGCCUUGAUUCAGCAGCAACAGCAGCAGCAGAACCAGACAGCCAACUGGUCCACCUUGUCUCCGUCAGGUCCUUCCCCCGGACCCUUUGUGCAAGAGAAAAUCCCCAGUCCUUCUUUUCGCCAGCAGCAGUUCAGCCCACAAAGCUCAGCGAUGCUUGGGGUGCCCGUGAAUGGAAACCAGUCCAAAGGGAUGAAUAACUAUGUUUAUAAGCCAACCACUCCCCAGAGCAAUCCCAUGGACAUAAUCAUGCAACAGAAGCCUCAGGACCUCAACAGAAACUUUAUCAACAGUGCUCAGCCACCACUAGAGCAGCAUCAUGGCAACACAAAGCCUUUGUUUCACUUUAACUCAGAGCAAACAAACCAGCAGAUGCCUUCAGUUUUGGGUUCCCAAAGCAAGCCUGCCCUUCUGCACUACACGCAGCAGUCACAGAGCUCAGCCCCAGUGCAACAGCCGCAGCAGCAACAACAGCCACAGCCGCAACCUGCUCAGCCUCUCCCAAACCAGUCUCUUCAAAGGCCACCCAAUGUACCCCUAGCAAUGCAGCAAAAAAUGAUGCUUCAGAAAAUUCAGCAAAGCCAGCAAAUCUCAGGUUUGCAGUAUCCAGUCUCUCAGCAGCAUAGACAGGAUCAACACUCUGUGGUAGGCCAGGGAGCUGGCCCCACUCCAAGCUCCAGUUCUUGCUCAAAUCCAAACACUGGAAGUGGUUACAUGAACUCAUCCCAGCAAUCAAUGUUGAAUCAGCAACUGAUGGAAAAGAAACAGGCUCUGCAACGGCAAAUGAUGGAGCAAAAACAACUCCUUCUACAGCAGCAGAUGUUGGCAGAAGCUGAGAAAAUCACUCCACAAGAUCAGCUGAACAGACACUUGACACGACCGCCACCGGAUUAUAAAGACCAAAGAAGGAACGUGGUCAAUAUGCAACAAGCAAACCAAUAUCCUGGUGGUUCACCAGCUGUGAGCAUGAGCUCCAGCAUGUCCUUAUCAAACCCAAUUUCAACACAUAGCAUCAUGCCCCAGAACUCCAGCCUCAUGUCCACCCCUGCUGGGACCCGGAUGCCUUCUGUCCCUGCGGCUCGGAGUAUGGGGUGCUACGGGAACCUACCCUGCAACCAACCGAGUGCAUACAACGUGACUUCAGGAAUGAACCAAAUGCAACCACACAGAAACCAAAAUCAAGUCCUGCCCAGUCAGAACAACCCCCUGAUGUCUCGACAGCAAACCAUGACGCAGGGGAACAACGUAGCUACUUUUGGGACUGGGUCGGUGGUCAACUCACAGCAAGUGAGACCCAAUUUGAACCACGGAGCCACAGGUAUCCCCGUGCAGAGACCAGCCAAUGUGAUGAUCACAGCUACAGCCACUGCUCAGAACUGGGCCCCGCAAGAAGCUGCUGUGAAGCAGCAGGACACACUGAAGCCCGCAGGGGUCCGUUUCCCCACGGGCACUCCGUAUCCUAACCAGUCUUUGCAGCGCAACAUGGGCAACCCCCAUUUUCCUCAGCGUGCGUUGGCACCUCCUAAUCAGUUAACAGCGGGAGUCCAAAUGAGGCCUCCCCUAAACCAAAUGCACCAGACUCUAAAUGGACAAUCAGCUGGUUCACUACGAGGUCUAAGCAUAAGACCUAACCAGCUCAGAGGACAGACUGUGCCUACCCUGAAUCAGCCAGGAACGAGUAUGACACCUCCGUCAUCUCUGCCGUCUACCAGUUUCACAUCUACCAACCAAAACUCUCGGGCUUACCAAGGAGGCGACCACGGUAAUGACCUAGCGUUUGACUUUCUGAACCAGCAGGGUGACGGUAUAGGGCCUGCGCUCAACAGUGACUCAGACUUUAUAGAUUCUUUACUGAAAACGGAACCUGGUAACGAUGACUGGAUGAAAGACAUCAACCUUGAUGAAAUUUUGGGGAACCACUCGUAAGUGACAGUACCGAGGGUGAAACCGAUGAAGAAGCAGUAAGGACAUUAACUUUUUCUUUAGAUGCCAACAAUCUGCUCUUUUAAUUUACACUCCAAUAACUGGGCUGUCCUUUAAAAUACCACGUAGGGCGAUUGCCCUGGUUGAAGAGUUGCUCAAGGAACAACACUGAUGUCUCCCCUGAUCAAAUGAUAAUGUAAGUGAUAUUCAUGCCUGCCACAAAGGAGUGAGAACACGUGAAGGGUCUGUUCCCCACGCUGGUGCCCAGUGCGUUGCAAACACAACAGUUCGUCUCAUGGGUGCUGUGUGGCAAAAUGUGUUUAGCUUCCCACGAGCACAAGCCCCAGACGGUGGUAUGGGCUGUGAGACAUCAUUUUUGCAUUUCAGUGCAAGUAACAGCCCAAGUGGUCCGGAGCUCUUCAGUCACCGUCUUCACAGCCCUUAACUGCCUUGGGACUACUCAGCCCUGACAGGAUCAGGCCCCGUGUAAAUCUCAUUGCGUUGCAAAAAACUGUUUACUUCUACAUAGUACAAACUCAUAUUUGUGUUUCCAAUGAUUUCGUUUUAAACCCUCUUUGUUUUGUACCACACGAAAGGGUAAGUGGUCCCGUCCAAGGAGAGAAGGAAACCGAUCGUGUGACAGACAUCAGUGCGUAACUCGGUGUGCUCUAGUUUUUGUUGUCUGCCUUUCUCCAGCACUUGCAGCCGGUACCAGAGGAGGCUGCCCUCCUGUCAGCAGCACAACCAUGCGGGGAAUUGAGGGAAACAUGAGAUGAACGAUGCCAAAGCUCAGGAGCCUCGCUUUGCCACCUUGCCCUACCCCAGGAAUACUAGUGACUUAAUGGACAAAUUAAAAGAGAAAGGUGCUCGUGAUUUGACCCUCAGAGGCUACUUUCCCAGUCCAGCUUAGAGGAGGGCAAAUACACACUGCUAAGCCACAGCAGCUAUCCUCAUUUUCAUCUUAACCCAUGGCGUGUGUCAGGUAGCUCAGCCCAGUCCUCUUCUAUAGAACAGGCUCAUCCCUGCAGAAAUGCCAGUCGUGCUGUCUGGGGAGAGGCUCACGUUUUGAUUGCACAGCAUUUUGGCUCCAUCCCACUUUCCAUAGCCCUCCUUUUCCGUAUGGAGGGAGUUGAAAGAGGUCCACCAGUGGCCCAGGUCACCACAGUCUCCUUGAGCACAGCAUGCACGUGUCACCCCUCACACACAUGACUCAGCCACGUCUAUGCUUGUAAAUGAAACAGUUUGGGGGAAUAUUUCUGGGCACUGGCCUACGUCAUCUGUUCUGGGUUUUGGGAUGGCCCAGAUGAUGUUGCCUUGACCAAUUUCUAUGCAUCACUAGGGAGUUAACCUGGGCCAUGGAGAGUUUGCAGCCACUUUGCCUUGGAAGCUAACAGAGCAGAGUAGUAAGGAUAUGGGUUGUUCCACACCACUUGACCUCGUUGCUAGACAAUAGUCUUGACCGUGUUAGAUUUUCUUCUAUAGGCUUGUUAGCAAGGACAUCAGAAGGAGGUCCUAUGUCACUAUAAUACAGCUCCACCAUGAGUCUGACAGGAGAAUUCGUAGAUGGGAACAGAUCUUGCAAUUCAAAUGAAAAUGCAGUUCUUUAAAAUGAUGUGGUGAGACGUGUUUCACAGCCUCCUCUGGAUUAGCUAAAACUAGAUGUGGCAAAGGAAUACAAUGCCUACGUUCACAUGCCGCAGCGCCAAGAGGCACCGCUCUACCCCAUGCAAGUGCUUUAUUCAUCCUUGUUAGUGGCAGUGGGAUGAGUAGACUAUCUGACAGUAGCCUCUGCACUUAACUGACCUAGUUCUCAAGAGAGGUUCUAAUAAGGCUUUUCUAGUCGUUUCGCUUUGUCAUUUCAUGUGGGCACAAUUUUUUUGUGAUGCUUCAAGAAGCACGGUCACACGGACAAGCGCCAGCACCUCCGGGAAAGGUGUAACAUGGGCAUUUAGUUAGACUUACCAGUUGAGGUGGGCUGGUCCAUGAUGCUGCUCAUUCCCAGACACGUUGUUCAUAAGAGGGAUGAGAAACCAUGCUGAAGGGUCCCUUCUGCCCCAGCUAGUGAUGGUUGCACAACCCUGCAUUGCACAAUAGCUCAGCUGCCCAGAAAGCUGCCUUUUCUCCGCAGUUUUGGCUGGAGUGUAUGCAGUCCCUUUGAUAUGCCAGUACAAAUUUUUCCAAGUCUUUAAGCAGCUUUUCAGCUCAGGCCACUGACGACCCACCUCAGUUUGGGAUGAUACAGAUGCAGUCUAACAAAUGAGUCCUCUAUAAAUUGUGCAAAACUAGGCUGAAAUAGUAGCUACGGGAGUUUAACGUGGAAGGAAGAUCAGCUCGUCUGUCUUGUGCACAGGCACACCACCCAUGAGCAGUGACUGCCGAAUUUCUUGUACGAACAGACAACUGCGAUGCUACUAAGGCUGAGGCUGAAUUAGUCUCAUCAUGAGCAAUGAGCACGGUAGGCUGGUAACCUCAGCUACUCUCACAUGCCAUUAAGAAAACCACCACUGGUUUCUGUACUAAGACCAGAUUGUUUUCCAGAUCCUCAAAUGAUGUAAAAUAAAUUGUUUGGCCGAGGUCCCAAGCCUUCAAGCUGUCGUCCAGUGCUGGACUCAGUGCUGAGCUUCGUCCUGUUGGCCUUAUCCUACAGUGGAGAAGGCACUGGGCUGUCAGGGCCAUGCCCAGAAACAGGAUGUCAUUCUGUCUUAGUAAAUUCAACAAGGUAGAGGCCAUUUGCAGUCCUGUAAAGAUGCCUGAUGCAUUUCAAAUGUGAGCUUUUGAAAGACACUUGCAACCAAAACUUGAAUCUGGUAUCAUUUCUUCAGAACACCUGUGUCUGAACAGAGUUGGCGUCCUUGUUCUUUCGUCCUCUUUCUUUGCAAUGGCUAAGUGCACUACCCUUAUAGUCUAUUUUUCAUCAUCAGCCGGGCACUCUUCGCAGUAUUGGGUUGUAAAUAUAAAGAAUUAUUUGUUUUGUAAACUUUUGUAAAAAAAAAAAAAAAAAAAACAAAAAGUAAUAAUAUUUUGGUAGGAAUAAUAAAAUCAUAUUAUUUGGGUUAUAUUUAUACAUAUGUGAAAUAAAUAUACUAUCAAAAGUUGUAUUUUAUACAAAAAGUCAAUGGUUACCUUUUGUAUUCUAUAUACAAAGUUUUGUAUGAUACGAUUGUUUAUUUUUAUCUGCAGACUUCAACUUUGGAUUUUGGGGGAGGGCAGAAUGGGAUCAUGGUUAAAUAGCUGGGCCUGACCCCAAGCUCACUGAAACCAAUGGAGUCUUUCCAUUGCCUUCACAGGGCUUUGAAUCAAGCCUUUAAAUCAACUUCAGAUAUAUUUGAAAUCUGAAGCUCUCUGGAAACCUCAACAUGAAAACAUUCCAGGUUUCAAAUUUUUUUCCCUGAAAAAGGCUUUUAUUAUUAUUAUUGUUGAUGUUGUUGUUGUAACUCUCGGGAGGCAGGUGGGACCUAUGUAACUGUCAUGUCCUUGUUGCAUGUAUGUCUGCUUUAUAUUUUCCCCAUAUUAUAAACCAGUGUUCGCUAUACAGACUGAAAAGAGAAGUUGCUGUACAGAAAUGUUUGUGUUUAUGCAUUUUUACAUGUGGCUGUAUAUACCUCCUAGUACUAUGCAGUGACACUUAUUUGACUCCAUUUAUUUUUCACCUAAACAUAAAUAGUAUGUUUUUCAGUAGCUAUCAAAACUCUGCCAAGUAAAUCAAUCAAAA